AUGGACAGACUCUUCUUUGCCUACUGCCUUCUCUUUCUCAUUCUCUUUCUUUCCAAUCUCUGGAUUACAGAAACAUCUGCACCUGUGGCGCGUCUAGAAGUGGCUAUUCACCAGUUUGAAAACAAUCUGAACUACCGUUUUAGAAGUGAUUGUUGUUUGAGGCCUUCAGAAGGAUGCGAUUCUCAAUGCGACCUCAGAUUUCGCCUUUGCUUCCGUAAAUUUGAUGCCGAUGAAGUGGAAGAAGAGGAGGACAAAGUUGAAACGAUCUGUGAAAUUGGAUUUAUGAACCUCAGUAAGAAUGAUAUAGAAAAGAAGAGUAUGAAAGAGAGCUACCUGCGAAAGUCAAUUAACAUAUUGGGUCAAUGGCCGGUGAGCUUUUAA
This is a messenger RNA of Hydatigera taeniaeformis, 381 nucleotides long. The record is from the annotation of a GenBank genome assembly. Lineage: Eukaryota; Metazoa; Platyhelminthes; Cestoda; Cyclophyllidea; Taeniidae.